Messenger RNA from Trichomonas vaginalis G3, 669 nucleotides. RefSeq names its product disulfide-isomerase A6 family. The record is from RefSeq and is a predicted model, not a curated record. The coding region runs from base 1 to 669 and encodes 222 amino acids. The transcript has a single exon. Lineage: Eukaryota; Parabasalia; Trichomonadida; Trichomonadidae.
AUGAUGUUUUCUUUGUUUACAGCAUCAGCCUUCUCAUCUGUUCAGUUCAAUGAGCAUGUAUUGCAUCUCACAUCUCUCCCACCAAAUGAUGAGAACACCUACGCUGUUAUGAUUCAUACAGAAUCUUGUCCUCACUGCGUCCGCCUUGCUCCAACGUGGAAUCACGCAGCAGAACUCGGUGCAGGAUCCGCAAUAUUCGCUGAUCUUAACUGCCACGAAAACAGAACAGCCUGCGAAUCAAUUGCAACAGAUCAAGUUCCCAGAAUCCUUCUUUUCAAAAACAAAGUAAUCAACGAAUAUCCAAAGAUGUUACCACAAGUAACACUUUCGAUUGUUGAAUGGGUCUCUUCAUUCAUGAUUCCUGACUUUCUCGAAGUGACCAAAGAAAAUUAUACUCAAAUUGUCGGUGAAAACGCAGCAAUUCUCUUCUCUGAUAAGCGCCCAAUGUCAUGGGUUUCAUCAGCCAAUUAUUACAACGACAAGAAGGUUAAAUUCGUAAUUUCAUCUGAUAAGGAGCUAUUCAACGAACUCAAAUUACCAAAGUACCCAGGCGUAUACGCUAAAGUUGGUAAUGAGUACAAACUUUACACAGGAAAAGUAAAUUCAAUCCCAGUAAAGGAAUUCUUGGACUCUCAAUUCAAUGUGAAGCAAGACAACAAAGAACUCUAA